Messenger RNA from Nymphaea colorata (pocket water lily), 1168 nucleotides. Its product is annotated as serine/arginine-rich splicing factor RSZ21A-like. Gene Ontology annotation, molecular function: zinc ion binding; RNA binding. Gene Ontology annotation, cellular component: nuclear speck. Lineage: Eukaryota; Viridiplantae; Streptophyta; Magnoliopsida; Nymphaeales; Nymphaeaceae. Bases 160 to 720 code for a protein of 186 amino acids. Gene Ontology annotation, biological process: mRNA splicing, via spliceosome. The transcript is spliced from 6 exons. The record is from RefSeq and is a predicted model, not a curated record.
GGAUUGUUGAAGAAACGCGAUCAGGUCGUCAAUUCCUGUAACAUGAAAAUGGUGGCCUAUGUGCUUCGUAAUUCAACUACCCCGUGAGGGAACGAACAAGAAAAGGGAUGAUGAUCGGCUUCGUGCUCAUAAGCCUCCAUAAGUCCGCGGUCUGCCAACAUGUCUCGUGUUUAUGUGGGAAAUUUGGAUCCACGAGUUACUGAACGUGAACUAGAAGAUGAAUUUAGAGUAUAUGGUGUUUUGAGAAGUGUGUGGGUUGCAAGAAGGCCUCCUGGCUAUGCCUUUAUUGAAUUUGAUGACCGCAGGGAUGCUUUAGAUGCAAUCCGUGCAUUGGAUGGAAAGAAUGGAUGGCGGGUCGAACUCUCCCACAAUUCAAAGGGAGGUGGUGGUGGACGUCGUGGCCGUGGAGGUGGGGAGGAUAUGAAGUGCUAUGAAUGUGGAGAGCCUGGGCACUUUGCUCGAGAAUGUCGAUUACGUAUUGGUCCUGGGGGGUUGGGAAGUGGACGCCGCCGUAGCCCUAGCCCGAGAUAUCGCCGUAGCCCUAGUUAUGGUCGCAGAAGUUAUAGCCCACGCGGGAGGCGAUCACCACGAUCACCGCGGCGACGAAGCAUCUCACCUCGUCGUGGACGUAGCUACAGCAGGUCACCAGUUCACCGGCGAAGUCGGCAUGAGUCACCAUAUGCGAAUGGGAAUGGGGAACGGCGCCGGAGCAGGAGCUGAAGAUGAUAAGCUGCAAGAAAGUGAAUUAGGUAUUUGUCUAUCAAUAUUUUGAAAAACUACAAAGCUUCAUGACAGCAAUACCACCCUUGUUUGGUGGGUAGGACUUGGACUUUACAGCUGAAUUCUGUGUCUGAUAAAUCACCGGCUUCUGGAAAACUGCUUUGCUGCUAGUGAUGCUUUCAGAUUCCUUGGUGGGAAGUUCUCUCGGUCGCCUGGCAUUUGGAUAGGUUAUUUCCUUCUUGAUUGUCUACGUUUUAUCCUUUAGAUUGUCUAUGAUGGUUUAGUUUCUCAUUUCUCCUCUUGGCUUGUGGCAGUUUAUCAUUAGAAAACACCGCUAGGCUUUUAUAAUAUUUACUUAGACCUGCUUCUUUUUCUUGUUGUGAGGUGGGUUUCUGCUUACAUGACAUGGUUGGAACUUCCUAGUUUCUCUUACGCGGGUUUUUGGCUC